This is a messenger RNA of Poecilia latipinna (sailfin molly), 3027 nucleotides long. RefSeq names its product N-alpha-acetyltransferase 15, NatA auxiliary subunit. Gene Ontology annotation, biological process: N-terminal peptidyl-methionine acetylation. The coding region runs from base 1 to 2607 and encodes 868 amino acids. The record is from RefSeq and is a predicted model, not a curated record. Gene Ontology annotation, molecular function: protein binding. The transcript has 20 exons. Gene Ontology annotation, cellular component: NatA complex; cytoplasm. Lineage: Eukaryota; Metazoa; Chordata; Actinopteri; Cyprinodontiformes; Poeciliidae.
AUGCCCUCAGUGACUCUGCCGCAGAAGGAGAAUGCUCUCUUCAAAAGGAUUUUGAGGUGUUACGAACACAAACAGUACAGAAACGGGUUGAAGUUCUGCAAACAGAUCCUGAGCAACCCCAAAUUUGCAGAGCAUGGAGAGACGCUGGCCAUGAAGGGGUUAACCCUCAACUGCCUGGGCAAGAAGGAGGAUGCCUACGAGUUGGUGAGACGAGGCCUGCGCAACGACCUGAAGAGCCAUGUCUGCUGGCACGUCUACGGCCUGCUGCAGCGCUCUGAUAAGAAAUAUGACGAGGCCAUCAAGUGUUACCGCAACGCUUUGAAGUGGGACAAGGACAACCUGCAGAUCCUCAGAGACCUGUCCCUGCUGCAGAUUCAGAUGAGAGACCUGGAGGGCUACAGGGAGACCCGCUACCAGCUGCUGCAGCUGCGUCCUGGCCAGCGGGCCUCAUGGAUCGGCUAUGCUGUCGCUUAUCACCUCUUGGAAGACUUUGAGAUGGCAGCUAAGAUCGUGGAGGAGUUCCGGAAAACCCAGCAGACGUCUCCAGACAAGGUGGACUAUGAGUACAGUGAGCUGCUGCUGUAUCAGAACCAGAUUCUGAGGGAAGCUGGCCUGCACAAAGAGGCACUGGAGCACCUGAACAGCUAUGAGAAGCAGAUGUGUGACAAGCUGGCUGUGGAGGAGACCAGAGGAGAGCUGCUGUUGAAGCUGGAGAGGCCAGAGGAAGCUUCAGAGAUCUACACAAGACUUCUGGAGAGGAACCCAGAGAACUGGGCCUACUACAAGGGCCUGGAGUACGCCUUGAAACCAGGCAGUAUAGAAGAGCACCAGAAGAUCUAUGAGGAGUCCUGGGUGAAGUUCCCCAGAGGUCUGGUUCCUCGAAGGCUGCCUCUUAACUUCCUCACAGGGGAGAAGUUCCGGGAAUGUCUGGACAUCUAUCUGAGGAUGAACUUCACUAAAGGCUGCCCUCCUGUGUUCACCACGCUCAAAUCCUUGUACACAGACGGAGAAAAGGUUACGAUAAUAGAAGAAUUAGUACUUGGCUAUGAAAGCUGUUUAAAAAGCAGUCGAAUGUUUAGUGAAGAUGAUGAUGGGAAGGAGGAGCCUCCAACCACCCUCCUGUGGGUGCAGUACUUCCUGGCCCAGCACUUUGACUUCAUCGGCAAGGCCAGCCUGGCGCUGGAAUACAUCAACACGGCCAUCGACAGCACACCCACACUGAUCGAGCUCUUCCUGGUCAAGGCCAAGAUCUACAAGCAUGCAGGCAACAUCAAGGAGGCGGCUCGAUGGAUGGACGAGGCCCAGGCGCUGGACACUGCCGACCGAUUCAUCAACUCCAAGUGUGCCAAGUACAUGCUGAAGGCCGGCCUUAUAAAGGAGGCAGAGGAGAUGUGCUCCAAGUUUACACGGGAGGGGACAUCUGCAGUGGAGAACCUGAAUGAGAUGCAGUGCAUGUGGUUCCAGACAGAGUGCGCUUUAGCCUACAAGGCCAUGAACAAGCUUGGUGAGGCCCUCAAGAAGUGCCAUGAGAUCGAGAGGCAUUUUGUGGAGAUCACAGACGACCAGUUUGAUUUCCACACCUACUGUAUGAGGAAGAUGACGCUGCGCUCCUACGUGGACCUGCUGAAGCUGGAGGACGUCCUGCGACAGCACCCCUUCUACUACAAAGCCGCUCGCACCGCCAUCCAGAUCUACCUGGACCUACAUGAUAGGCCACUGACCGAUGACAACAAAGAGAGCCAGGCAGACGCAGAGAACCUAACAGACAAGGAGCUGAAGAAGCUGCGGAACAAACAGCGAAGAGCGCAGAAGAAGGCUCAGUUAGAGGAGGAGAAGAAGAAUGCAGAGAAAGAGAAGCAGCUGAAGAACCAGAAGAAGAAAAAGGAGGAUGAUGAUGAGGAAAUUGGAGGGCCCAAGGAAGAGCUAAUACCAGAUAAGUUAGCUAAGCCGGAGAACCCUUUGGAGGAGGCAGUCAAGUUCCUCAUCCCUCUGAAGAACCUGGUGCGCAACAAGAUCGAGACUCACCUGUUGGCCUUUGAGAUCUACUUCAGGAAAGAGAAGUACCUUCUGAUGUUGCAGUCGAUAAAGAGAGCGGUGGCCAUAGAACCCUCCGACCCAUGGCUGCACCAGUGUUUAGUGCGCUUCUUCAAGAAGGUGAGUGAGAGUGCAGACCUGGCCGAGGCGGUGAGGACCGUGCUGAAGCAGGAGAUCUCCAGGCUGUUUGGAGACAGCAACCCUCAGAGCUUCAACAAGAACUACCUGAGCCAACACUCCAGCUGCAUCCCCCACCGGCUGGCUGCUGCUAAGAUGAUGGUCUACCUGGAGCCGUCCUCUGAUAAAAUGGCCUGUGAGAUCGCAACAGCUCUGGCCGAGCCUCUGUCUGGAAGAAGCAUCCAGAUCUGCUCCGAGGUGCUGGAGGCUCUGAGGAGCGGCCAGCUGGGCGAGGCUCAGCAGAAAGCAGCUGAGUCUUACUGCGCCACUUGCCACAAGAUCUACCCUUACUCCCUGACCUUCAAGCCCCCCGGUUACCAAGACAAUAGCACCGCAAUCAGCGCCAACGGCGACCUGUCGGCAGGAGAGCACGAUGAUCUCGCACAUGAAAUGUGAGGAGAGGGGGAAGAAUUGGGGGAUCAGAGGGGGAGACUGCUGCCAGACGCCUUAGUUCACCACCACAGCCCCACCCCUCCCCCCACACCCACACAUUGCACUGACCUGCUGGACUGAGUGCCCCAGGAUGGACGGCAAAGGGAACAGAACCAUCAGACUUUUUUUAAACAACACAAAAGGCUCUGCCCAGUUCAUGGCAUCAGAAAAGAACUGAUAUAUUUACACUGGGAGGCAAAGGAUUGUGGGAAGUGUGGUCACUGACUGGCUGGAGUGGCCUGGUGAACACAGUCUAGGUUUUCUAGAAUGCCUGUGUUUUCAUGAUAAGUUCUUCUUGUAGGUGCAUCUGCUUCUCACGUUUUUAAAAGUAAUUUAUAUAUUACAAACUGACAGAGGAAUUAAUAAAACUGUUUGCAAAACCUG